Molecule: messenger RNA, 1403 nt
Organism: Oncorhynchus mykiss (rainbow trout)
Lineage: Eukaryota; Metazoa; Chordata; Actinopteri; Salmoniformes; Salmonidae
Source: RefSeq, a predicted model, not a curated record
AUGUGCAUUAUAUAUGUGUACCAAUGAACACCAACCUGAUGUCUAAGAGGAACUCUGUAAAAUCACUGUCAAGACACUUGUCGGUUACAGGAAAUGACAUAAAACCCAGAGUUCUUCCUUCAAUGCACAUUCUCUCAGAGACCGAGUCAGAGGUGAGACCAGAGCUGCAACAUGUGUUGUUCCUGCUCUAUUAGAGGCUGGCUGAUUUUCUUCACAAUCCUACAAGUGAUUGGUGGCAUGAGUUUCAUUGUCACCCCUUGGAAGUAUUACAGGAGCAGAGAAAAUGACCUAGAUGAACGCCUGUCUCCUGUCAGAUGGACUAUCUUCACAGCAGGUGUGGUCUCCUUUCUCCUUGGCAUCACGGGUCUGCAUGGAGCUCGUAAGAAGAACAAGAACUUCCUGAUCACGUAUUCAGUUGGAUCUUGUCUGCGAUGCUUUGGACUGGGGUUUCUGACCUACUACCUUCCACCACAGCUUCCAAAUAUGAUCAAAGCCUGGUAUGAAGGGUACAUCCCGUUGCACACAAAUGGAAGAGAUGUGGUACCAGGACUGAUGCAACUGCAAAUCAUUGGUGAAUGCUGUGGAUUGUUCCAUGGGUAUAAAGAUUGGGGUUCUCCUGUCCCCUCCUCGUGUACAUGCUAUCCUCUCCGACAAGGGUCCUGUGUUUUUACUGAGCAUGGCUUUGUUUACAAACAACCUUGUAUGGAUCUAAUUGUGAAGAUUUACAUGGACAUGAAUAUUGUGAGGAACACCUGUAUUUUCUACGUGGUCGUUACGGCCAUUGUAAUGCUUCUGGCGUUGGUAAUGACCCGUAGAAUCCAAGAAGCCUCCUCGACUGAGGUGACCAUGGAUCUUAGCUAUAGAAACGCACCCAACAUGGAAAUGGCAACUACUCCUCAAGCUCCUCCCAUGCUGCCUGCCAUACAAGCUCCUCCCAUGCUGCCUGCCACACAAGCUCAUCCCAUGCUGUCUUCAACACAAGCUCCUCUUCAUGCCAGCUCUUAUUACCAGCCACCUCCUCCGUACCAGUACGAUGGGAAACACUAGAGGGACGUGACUGACCUGCGAACCCAUGUUGAAUUUCCUCAUUGGUUACAACUGGACCAGGGUUGGGUUUAAGGCUAGGGUUAAAGUUAGGGUUGGGGUUAAGGUUAGGGUUGAGGUUGGGGUCAGUUUUAACGUUUGCCUUCAUUGGACUGCCAAUGUGUUGCACCCCAAUAUGCCUUAGUAAAGGCUGAGCACACAGGUCUUCCUCGGUACCAAUUUGUUUGUGGUGUUCUGGAAGUAACGUGGCCGAGGGAAGGGGCCCAUUUCAUUGUCAAACAAUCACCCACGUGAAUCACCCGUUUUCCUGUCUGGUAACUCCUCUAACAUCAAAUAAACUCCUUUUCUAAAGUUGUAAA